Molecule: messenger RNA, 1806 nt
Organism: Saccoglossus kowalevskii
Lineage: Eukaryota; Metazoa; Hemichordata; Enteropneusta; Harrimaniidae
Gene: Fibp
Product: FGF intracellular binding protein
Cellular component (GO): nucleus
Source: RefSeq, marked provisional
GGAAUUUUCCAAGCUGCACUUUUUGCUCUGGAAUAUUGGGAUUGUAUUUACGAUGGGUGACAUUAAUGUUUUUGUUGGCAAUACGACGCUUAUUGACCCAGAAGUAUAUCAGCUUUGGCUAGAUGGUCUGUCAGCUCAAGAAGCCAUGUACGCACGGCAACAUACUGGUAUCUUGCGAAAAACUGGUGCCUCACAGGAAAUGUUAUUACAUGACACAUUAGACUAUUACCGAACUUUCUCAAUGUUAGAAAAAUUGUUGCACAUUCCGCCACAGCUAGCCAAUCAAACGCUAUUACAGAUACCACCUGAGGCACAGAAGAUGCUUAUAGAAAAGUACUAUGAAUUUGAUUUCCAAGUUGUUAGAGAGAUGCUUGGUAAAAAGCUAUCAAGUAAAAACAGAAAGGAUUUAGACGAUAUUAGUGACAAGACUAAUGUUAGACUUAGAAGUUGUAGAAGACAGUUUGAUAAUUUCAAGAGGGUGUUCAAGAUGGUUGAAGACAUGGAAGGACCAAUUGUUAGAAACAUACAGAGUCAUUACCUGGUGUCUGAUGAGCUAGGAAAGCAAUACGCAGCAAUAGUAUUUUUUGCAAAUAACCGUUUUGAUACGGGUAAGAAAAGAUUGCAGUAUCUGAUUGUUCCAGAUUUUACUUAUUGUGCAGAUGAGAUGAUUAAAAAUUGGACUUCUGGAUCAUUUGGUUCCAAAGCUGAUAUUGAUGCCGACCUGGACCGUGAUUUUCUUCAAGAACUUCGAGAUCUGAAAAUGCUGCUUGAUAAGGAUACAAGUGACCAGCACAAAACUUUGGUAUGUUCAGAACUUCAAACCAGUGUGUCACCGAGAGUCAGUGCAGACAUGGAAUCAAAUUUCAAAAGUUUAUCCCGUGCUUUAGUGAACAUAGCAGCUGGCAUGAUACACAGUAAAGAACGGAGAGAUUUCUUCAAUGAUGUUGUUGAAAAGUUUAUUGAUCCAUGUAGACAAGCUGGGUGGAAGUAUGAAGACAUCAAGAAUUUUUUGGCACAAUAUGAAUUAGCAUGUCAAAAAUUUGAAGCAUUUCAAAGGCAACCUCGAUUAAUAUCAGUAUUAGAACGAUACAUGAAGACUUUUACAAAUUGUACACUGAAAAUGUACCAUAGUUGAUAUCACUUAAUGUCCAGCGAUGAAACAGACAAGACAUUUUGCAAUCCAGUGAUGUAUUCAUUGUCCAUAGUGGGUUUUGCAAAGAACAGUAGAACAAGAUUGCGGCUAUCAUGAAAGUUCGGCUGGAUAUUGACAAUGACUGUCAUUAUUGGAGAGUGAACUGUGUAUAUAUAUAUAUAUAUAUAUAUAUCUAUAUAUAUAUAUAUAUCUAUAUAUAUAUAUAUAUAGAUAUGCCGAGAGGCAUGCAAUAAAACCAGUACAGUGAAUUUAUGCUCUCAUGUGAGGAGAUUCUAUUUAAUGCUUGUAGCCAAUGACAAAAUUAUAUCUGCCAGUCUGCUGAUAUUGCUCCAUGGAAUUGCAAAUCCUGCAAAUUGGAAAUCGCUACAGUUGUAUUCUUAUGCAGAGCAUAUGUAAAUUGAUGAUUCAACCCAGAACACAUCCAAUAGGUAGAUUAUUCUAAAGCACAUUAGUCUCGACCCAGUUUUAUUAAAAUCUGUUGAGUAGGAAUGGAGCUGAAAAAUUCAAAAUUUCAAAAACUAAUAUGCGCAAACUAAUAUAAGAUAUGCGCAUUAUGGUUCAUUGAGAACUGAUGAGUGGUGCUUUUGGACAUUUGAAAAGUCAACUGAGGGAUUAUGAUUAAAUGUAAAUAUUAAAUAAAAAAUUUAAUAAAA